Molecule: messenger RNA, 798 nt
Organism: Exophiala viscosa
Lineage: Eukaryota; Fungi; Ascomycota; Eurotiomycetes; Chaetothyriales; Herpotrichiellaceae
Exons: 3
Coding region: 301-732 (143 amino acids)
Source: RefSeq, a predicted model, not a curated record
AGCCACGCGAGCCUGGCAGCAUUUGCAAACGGUCCAAUCGCUAAUCUUAUAGCCUUGCAGCCUUAGCAGCCCAAAUGACCCAGCGAGCCUCGCCCAAAAGUCCGUGUGCACCACCAACUGCGAGAUCGACCGGUCAAGGCUUGUGUGACAGAAAUUCCAAGAAUGGUAUGACCGUCAAUUCUGACAGUCAUGACGUAACCAAUCAAGGCCCGAAUGUCCAUGCGUCGACACGAAUAUGAGGUCGAGUUGUUAUACUUCCGCCGUAAAGCGCGAUAAUCUCUUCUGUUCCACAGGUCUUUAAUGUCAAGGUGUCAUCUGAUAGCUUCAAAGACUGUCCUGCUAAAAACACGCAAACCGUUUACCACUUCUUCUUUCAAAAUGGUCAAAAGCGACGAGGAUGUCACCAAAGACUUCAACAACACGGUCAACAUGACCGCCGAUGAGCUGGAGAAGUGGUUGAAAGGAGGAGACUCCCAAACGUCGGGGUGGUCCAAGAAUGACGGUUCUGGUGAGAGUAUUGGUCAUGAGAGUGGACGGAAGAUCAUUGAGAUCUUGAAAAAGAAUCCAAAAAAGGACCCGUCCAAGUAUGAUGGAGACGACUUGCAACAUAUGAGGAGAGUCGCUGCGUACAACAAGCGGCAUCUGGCUCAGGAGGAGAAGGCCAAGGAAGAUACCAGUAGCAACAGCUACAAGUCAUUGAAGAACUGGGGACACGACGCCCAGAAGUCGUAAAGGUUGUGGUUCCUGGAUCGGGAACUUGUCGACCAGAGGUCACUUUCGCUAGUUUGCCGUUGACUU